GAAGGUAGGAAGCUGUCGACUGGUCGCGCCAGCAUCGUUGAGACCAACAUGAUGCUGAUCUUACCUUCGAUAAUCACAGGCUAGAUGUUCUUCAAGCCGCUUGAUUUGACGACUGCCCUUCGUCCGUCUUUGCUCCCUGACGAAACGUUACUUUUUGUCCAGGACGCUGUGGGCUUGUAUGAAGGGAAAUUCAAGAUUCCUUCAUAUCAAAAUGGCCACGCCUACCUGACGUCUCACCGUAUUUGUUACGUCGCGACCGAUGAACCUCGGAAAUAUUCUGUGUCCGUCGAAUUGAAAGAUGUUGAUCGUGCAGAAUACCAAGCAGGCUUUGUAUUGAAGUCGUCGCCAAAAAUUACUAUUUUCCCUAAACCUCAGAAGCCCAGCCUUAUUCAGCAGCAUAAUACAUCCCAAAUCGCUCCAAGUGGGCAGACAUUACUGGCAACACAACCACUAUCUUCGAGAGGUGCUUCGCCAGCUCCAAAGGUUGUGAAUGCGACAUGGGUGUGUCCUAUAUGCUCUUUCUCCAACACAGUACCAUCCAAUUUUGAUCCUACAACUGCUACCGCCUCAACACCACUUCCGCCUUGUCUCGCAUGUGGUAUCAAACCUCCACUUGCGACGGUCUUAAAAGCCACAAUUGCUGCUGCGACAAAUAGGGGAUCAACAAAUUUUGCACCAGCCAUACAACCGGCUCCAUCUCAACAAGAGCAGACCAACUCUGUCUCGACUGAGCCGCCGAAACCGGGUACAACGGGGAUCCCGUUACCAUGUCCUAGGUGUACAUUUCUCAACCACCCUUCUCUUCUGGAGUGUGAAAUCUGUGGUGCUUCACUUGGACCAUCAAGCUCAAAGGAAGGAACGACAGCUACUAUACAGCGCACCGAGUCUCCCGCACCUUUUUUCAAUCAGUCAAACAUAACAAAUAGGGAGAUCAGUGAUAGUAUCAAGCUGUCAUUCCGGGGUGGUGGCGAAAAAACCUUUUAUGAAAGAUUAAAGAGCUGCCUUAUCCAGCGAAAAUGGCUGCUACAGAAUGCGCCACCAGUGCCCCAACUAUCUCAAUCUCCACAUCGGGAAGCUGGAUCAUCUCCAGCCCCAGAUCGAUCUGGGCAGUCGACUCCACGUCCGUCAGCAGUUGGAAUUGCGGGUUUGGAGCAACGCGGUGUCGAGUCUCGUAAAAAUAAUGAACUGGUAAUUGGCAAUGCCUUUGAAGAUUUGGAGGCUUUGAUGGCUUCUGCAAAGCAAAUUGUCUCUCUUGCCGAAACUUUAGCAUCAGAAUCCGGUGUAGGUGGUAAAGGUAGAUCAACUGAAGCAAGUGCAGUCCUUUCGGAGUCAGCUGCCGCCUUGAAUAUGGUCACAACAAAGGACAUGCUUGGCUCGGGCGCGGAGAACCUCUACUUGUCUGAGCUUUCAAGAAAUUUAGCAGAGUAUUUGACCGAUGACCGCAAGGGAGUUCUUCGUAAAGAAGGUGACAUUAUGAGCCUCAUUGACUUGUGGGCUUUGUUCAAUCGCACUCGCAAUGGGGUGGAGCUUGUGAGCCCCUCAGACUUCCAACAAGCCGCCGAACUGUGGGACAAAUUAAAACUGCCGGUUCGUCUACGCCGUUUCAAAAGUGGACUUCUUGUUGUUCAACCAUAUGAUUGGAGUGACGAAAAGAUCAUUCAACAGCUCGACGAGUGGCUACAAGAACUUCGUAUGCAAACUCCUUCUGAAAGCUCAGCCUGGGAUUGGAUCAGGUACGGCUGUGGGGUCACUGCCCAAGAAACCGCGCAACAUUUUGGUUGGAGUGUAGGAGUGGCCGCUGAAGAGCUCGAAAUGGCCGAAGAUAGAGGGGUUCUCUGCCGCGAGGAAGGCAUCGAGGGUGUCCGAUUCUGGAGGAAUUACUUCCUCCUUGGAGAAAGCAUGGAACUUGAACAUAAGAUAUCGCUGCUAGCGUUGUAAAUAGAUAAUGCGAACUAGAAUUUUACCCAAAUAUAGUACUACAACUUCAGACUAUG
Molecule: messenger RNA, 1994 nt
Organism: Talaromyces proteolyticus
Lineage: Eukaryota; Fungi; Ascomycota; Eurotiomycetes; Eurotiales; Trichocomaceae
Product: putative vacuolar protein sorting protein
Exons: 3
Coding region: 85-1938 (617 amino acids)
Biological process (GO): protein transport to vacuole involved in ubiquitin-dependent protein catabolic process via the multivesicular body sorting pathway
Cellular component (GO): late endosome membrane; ESCRT II complex
Molecular function (GO): ubiquitin binding; phosphatidylinositol-3-phosphate binding
Source: RefSeq, a predicted model, not a curated record